Molecule: messenger RNA, 2343 nt
Organism: Cavia porcellus (domestic guinea pig)
Lineage: Eukaryota; Metazoa; Chordata; Mammalia; Rodentia; Caviidae
Product: MOB-like protein phocein
Exons: 8
Coding region: 126-803 (225 amino acids)
Cellular component (GO): mitochondrial matrix; cytoplasm
Molecular function (GO): protein folding chaperone; protein-folding chaperone binding; metal ion binding
Source: RefSeq, a predicted model, not a curated record
GCGCGGCGCCGGCUGUUCCGUCUUGUCGCCCCUCCCCGAGCCCUGCCGGGAGCGCCUCUGCCCCGCCUCCCGGCAGCAGCGCCCCGACAUCCGGGUACCGACGCUGGCCGCUCCGACUCGGCACUAUGGUCAUGGCGGAGGGGACGGCAGUGCUGAGGCGGAACAGGCCGGGCACCAAGGCGCAGGAUUUCUAUAAUUGGCCUGAUGAGUCAUUUGAUGAAAUGGACAGUACACUUGCUGUUCAGCAGUAUAUCCAGCAGAAUAUAAGGGCAGAUUGCUCCAAUAUUGACAGAAUCCUUGAACCGCCUGAAGGCCAAGAUGAAGGUGUGUGGAAGUAUGAACAUCUCAGGCAGUUCUGCCUUGAACUAAAUGGACUUGCCGUCAAACUUCAGAGUGAAUGCCAUCCAGAUACCUGUACUCAGAUGACAGCAACAGAACAAUGGAUUUUUCUUUGUGCUGCUCAUAAAACUCCAAAAGAGUGCCCUGCCAUCGACUACACCAGACACACGCUUGACGGUGCUGCCUGCCUGCUCAAUAGCAAUAAGUACUUCCCCAGCAGGGUUAGCAUAAAAGAAUCAUCUGUAGCAAAACUAGGAUCUGUAUGUCGUAGGAUUUACAGAAUAUUUUCACAUGCUUAUUUUCAUCACCGGCAGAUAUUUGAUGAAUAUGAAAAUGAAACAUUUUUAUGUCAUCGGUUCACUAAAUUUGUGAUGAAAUACAAUUUGAUGUCCAAGGAUAAUUUGAUUGUUCCGAUUUUAGAAGAGGAAGUUCAGAAUUCAGUUUCUGGGGAGAGUGAAGCAUGAAGGGGAUGGGAGAAAUGUACCGCUCACGUAAUUAACAUUAAUUAUGUUCUGUACAUACAUCAUUUUAGACACAUCAAUCAUGUAUCCACAGUCCAGCUUCUGUGUUAGGGUAGGGUGUGUAUGCUGUGUGUUACCUUUCAAAUGGGAAGUACUUAAGUUAUUCAUGAGCUGUGUGUUCACUAGAGUGGCACUCAUGGUUUUUAAAUAAGAUUAGUAUUAUCUGUUUAUUAUGCCUGUUAAUAAAAGAAUUUACAGUUUGGUAAAAUUGCUGCUAAACAAUCAUUGGAUCACAAUCCUCAUCAAAUAAACCUGUCUGUAAAAAAGAUGAGUAAACUUGAGGUUUUGCACAAACCAUUUACUAAAGUGGUAGGAAGGCUUUCCCUGAGCUUAGAUACGUUAGAAAGUUUUGUAGUAUGUAGUUUAUCUUAACUGGUAACUUUUCCAGAGUGAGAUAAAGGUGUUUUAAAAAUUCUCUGGGUGGUUUUUGAAAUGCACAUACAAUUACAUGUAUACCCAAAUAUAAAUGCACAUGAAGUGUUAGUAAUACUUAAGUCAUCCUCUGUUACAUAAAAUACGUUCCAGGCCAGCGUACGUGGAAAGGGUGCCCCUUGGCUUGCUAAGGCCAGGCUUCUGCAGGGUGCUCUUUUGCCUCCCCCCGCUCCCCGCUUCAGUGUGAAGCGUCUCCCCAGCAGGCUGUGAUUGAGGGGUAGCUUAUUCCUAUUGAUACUUGUGUUAAUUGCUUACAGAUUAUACCUCAUCCUCGCAAUUGCAGAGCACCACAGGAAAGUUGUAUGACAUGGGCUCUUGCUUCUCUCUUUUGGGAAAUCACUCUUAAGUGUGCAGGAAACAGUCCUUAUCCUAGUUGGCUUUCCUGUUAGUAAUACUAACCUUUUAAUCUAACCCUGGGCAGCAUUAAAUAGAGACAGAAGUAGCACUGUAGUAUUUAUGUCCCUUCCCCCAAAGUUUUAUGCUUGAAUUAUACUCCUGUGUGAGGUUAUUUGCAAUAAUUUACAGGUUCCAGUGGUGUUGGUGAAUGUUCCUACAGUUUUUGGACUUUGUUAUAAUUCAUGUCUUGAGAAGAAUUCAAGUAGAGAUUUACCAAUCUAAAAAUCUACUGGAUGAAGUUUUUCUGAAGCACUAGAGCUCUUACUGCCAGACCGGCUGUAAGGAGGCGUGAAGAUGGGGGAGAGAUUGAGCACAUAGUGAAGAAAAUGUUCGAAGCCCUCUCUUGCCCAGAUUUAACACAAGGAGCACUUCCUUUCCACCUGAAGCUGUACGGAUGAGAAGACAAGUGCGUCCGUCCCAGUCCGCUGCCCUUGAGGAGGUCUGCGGGCCGUGUGGUGGCCCAGGCUGUCCCUUGGAGAGGGCUGGCGCACCAGGGUGCAUGUCACGUCACCAUCACGCCCAGACGCGCUGCCUCCACCUGACUGAGGGAAGCCCAUGCUGAGUGCCUGGCACCAGGGAGCUGGCCAAGUUCUGCAGCACAUUCGAAUAUACAGCGGGGUGUUAAUGGGAAAUAAAAUAUGAAAUCUUUCCUUAA